This is a messenger RNA of Hyla sarda, 2455 nucleotides long. Its product is annotated as alpha-tectorin-like. The coding region runs from base 595 to 1608 and encodes 337 amino acids. Gene Ontology annotation, biological process: cell-matrix adhesion. The record is from RefSeq and is a predicted model, not a curated record. The transcript has 9 exons. Lineage: Eukaryota; Metazoa; Chordata; Amphibia; Anura; Hylidae.
UUUUUAAGAUGAAGAGUGGGAAUGGUGCUCACUCAGAUAAUGUUAUGUGCAUCAUGUGAUAGAAAGAGAGUGCAGGCUGGGUACCUGCAAUCUGUAAGCCUGUCUGCCUCCUUAAGAGGAUCUAAGCUGUGCCUGGUAAAUCAAGGCUUGCAUCUCACAUCUAAACACCCUGGGCAGCUGUCCCUUGUGUAAAAAUAAGUAUACUUACUACCUGUUAGGGGAAUCAUAUCUAACCCUAUAGUUCCAUCUUGGUCUUUUUGUUUCUAGAGACAGAAUUCUCCCUACAACAGGCAGAGGAUAUCAGAUUGCAGGAAAGUGAGACACCUAGAGUGCGAAUGGGGCUCAGGUAGCGCUAUGUGCAAGAGAGGGGGAGAAAGCCAGGGCUGGGUACCUGCAAUCUGUAAGCCUGUCUACCUCCUCCAUAAGACUCCACACUGUGCCUAAUAGAGCUAUUUUGUAUCUCUCUUUCUCCAAUGAACAAACCUUGACCUGGGGACCUCUACAAAGCUUAGUGCUCACCUAAUGCCUAUUCUAUCUUGCUCAUAUAGUUACAAUGUAAAACAGCCGCCAUAAGUACUAGUCAUAUGCAAACAUAUGCGGAGACAGUGUGCUGACAUAGGGGAAACAGACACGAAAAUGGGCACCUGGAACUGUAUAAUGGUCGUACUCCUGGCGCUGCUGUCGGUUCUGUCAUCCGGCUAUGGACACCUGUCAUAUACUCACCCAGGCUCCAUUAUGUACAGAUAUGGUCCGGCUUACAAGGACAUGCUCACCGAAUUUGAGGAUGAUGGCGGCACGGACAGCAUCGCCCUGACACACUCAUUUACAUACUUUGAUGAAAUUCACAGAAGUCUUUUUGUCAACAACAAUGGGGCUAUCUCAUUUAAAACACCGGUGACUGCUUACACUCCCGACGGGUUUCCUCUCCCUGAAUACACUAUGAUCUGCCCCUACUGGGCAGAUUGUGACAAUGAAAUUAAUGGGACCAUAGGUUUCAGGCAGACGACAGAACCAGAAUUUAUGAAACAAUUAUCCGAUGACAUCAAUGGGGCAUUUGAAGGCUUAGAGUUUGAAGCAGAUUGGGCCUUCGUUGCGACCUGGGAUGAAGUAGCAUAUCACGGAUCUGAAUCCGACAAGACAAACACCUUCCAGUGCGUCCUUGUCGUUGACAACCGCAGAUCUGUUGUCAUAUUUAACUACCACGAUAUCCAGUGGACAACCGGCACAGCCAGCGGAGGACAUCCACUGACUGGUCUUGGAGGCAUCCCUGCCCAGGCUGGAUUUAACACAGGUAACACAUACUUCAACAUGCCCAACUCCAGAACCGAGCACAUCCUGAACGUUAAGUCUUCCAGCAAUGUCGGCAAGCCCGGUCGCUGGAUGUUCCAAGUGGAUGAAGCGAGACUGAAGGCUCCUGGUGGCUGCUUUCACCAAGAUACUUUCCUACAUUACGGACAAACCAUCUGGACUGAUGAAAAAUGCGGCGAAAAGUGUUCCUGCAAGCACCAAGGGAAAAUGCAAUGCGAAGACAAGGGUUGCGACGAAGGUCACGUGUGUGCGCCCUCAGGACGACACUUCAUGUGCCAGAUCGACGAGAUAGACUGCUAGGUCUCCGCGAACUUCUCGUCAUGGGUCCUGGAGCCUCGGCUCUGCUCCCCUCGCUUACCUUCCUCUCUCUCUAUCGGCUCUUAUACAAGAUUAUAUAGAUGGAACAGAGCAGAAUGAUCACUUAACGUUCCACCAUCGCCCAAAAAAAGUCUCCAGACAAAUCAUCGGAGAGAAGACGUCUCUUCUCCAGUACACGCCGUGGUGUCCUACUCUGAUCUCAAACCAUGGAAGGAUAGAAGACCGUCAUUUGGUCCAUCAUUCCUCGGCUUUCGACGAAUGUAAAGAUUCAAAGAAAGUUUAUUUUUCAAUUCCGUUUUUUUCUUUUUAUUCCUGAACAACAUGAAAUAAAUAUCUCAGCUCUUUUCUGCAGUUAAUCUGACUUCUUCAGUGUCCACCUUCAUGGCGACCUCCGUCAUUUACAUAGAGGACGGGCAGGGAUCCGAGAGUGAAGACUUCCGAGUCUCAGACUCCAUACGUUCUACGGUCCCGCUCAAGGUUUUGGCGCUUUAGGGUUGAGACAUUGGUGGCACAUUGGGAUUACUGGGCACAAAGAAGAAGGUUCUCUGUCCACUUGACCGGAAGCUUGAGCGGGAAGUAGGAAUUUCCAGAUUCCGGCACAAGAUUUCCUGUCAAUUUGUAAGGAACUAGAAGCUGAGAUGGCGAUGUCCUCUCCAUAGGGUGGGAAUCUCUAUGACUCUCUAUCAUUAAAGGGGUACUCUGCCCCUAGACCAGUGGUCCUCAACCUUUUUGGCGACUGUACCCCCAAAGGCUGAAAGUACGUUGGUGGGUACCCCUCGCGCGAAACUUACGCGAGGGGUACCCGCGGACAAAAGGCGUGUGCUUACCU